AUGCCUGCGCACACGCAUCGCCUUGCUCGAGAUCAGUCUACACCACUUUACCAGUUCAUCGAGUCCGGCUUAAAGGUGCCUUCUUUCCUUCCUCCUAAACUUGGCUGGAGAAAUAAAAAUGAAGGAUGUGACGAUACUGCCCGAAUUCUUCACAAUGAGGAUGAUCCCCCAGAGUCUUCAGCAGCUGAGCAGCCUUCCACGUCUACAGAGACUACGCAGAGUCCCCAGACAGCCGCCUUACCCGAAGCAGAUACUUCCCCUCCACCUUACUGUAGCAUAGCUGUAGAAGCAGCUGCAACCUCAGAAACACACAAUGAAUUUUAUCCUGUACCACCUCCAUACAGUGUAGCUACCUCUCUUCCUACUUACGAUGAAGCAGAGAAGGCCAAAGCUGCAGCAAUGGCAGCUGCUGCAGCAGAAGUUGCCCAACGAGAAGAAGAGUAUCCACCACGGGAUGAUUUCAGUGAUGCAGAUCAGCUUAGAGUGGGCAAUGAUGGCAUCUUCAUGUUGGCAUUUUUCA
Eurypyga helias (sunbittern) is the source of this 520-nucleotide messenger RNA. RefSeq names its product NEDD4 family-interacting protein 2-like. Gene Ontology annotation, biological process: ubiquitin-dependent protein catabolic process; positive regulation of protein ubiquitination; vacuolar transport. Lineage: Eukaryota; Metazoa; Chordata; Aves; Eurypygiformes; Eurypygidae. Gene Ontology annotation, molecular function: WW domain binding. The annotation marks the transcript as partial. The record is from RefSeq and is a predicted model, not a curated record. Gene Ontology annotation, cellular component: Golgi apparatus; perinuclear region of cytoplasm; endoplasmic reticulum. The transcript has 4 exons.